Aphanomyces astaci is the source of this 992-nucleotide messenger RNA. RefSeq lists its product as hypothetical. NCBI's taxonomy places the organism in Eukaryota, Oomycota, Saprolegniomycetes, Saprolegniales, Verrucalvaceae. The transcript has a single exon. The record is from RefSeq and is a predicted model, not a curated record. The coding region runs from base 18 to 923 and encodes 301 amino acids.
UUCGAAUAUUCACGGUGAUGGAGACUCGGACUGCGUACGUCGCCGCCAGUAGCGCGCUCUUCGCCGCGGCACUGUGUAUACUUGGCAUGUGCGGCGUCCGCCAUGUUCGAAACCCGUGCAUGCACAUGCGACCGAUGCAGACGCUGUUCGUGCGCCUCGACGUCGGUUUUGCCAUCUACACCUUGCUCUUCUACCUCCGCGUCAUCUUUGCCGAAAACCAAGUGUUUGAGCCCAUCUCGCAGUGCCUGUUUUCGAUUGUCGAAGGCAUCACGAUAUUCUCGUUCUUCAACAUGAUGCUCCUCCUAGUGGGCGGCACCGCCGCGGCCGUGGGCUACAUGAACCAAGACGACGACGAGUCCAACGAGAGCUGGUUGGUAUCGCCGUACAAGCAGACACUGGAUCGCUUUCGACGCCGACUCAUUUCGUUCUUGUUCAUCAAGCCCGUCUUGGCGGCGGUCGAUGGAUGGGCCGUGAACCGCCAAACUCGAAACCCCUUGACCGAUGCGUACCGCGUCGUGCACAGUGCGAUUGCCAUCGCGAUGAUCGUUCUCACGGUGCUGACGUUUCUUGGUGUCCUCCAAACAUACAAACAGCUCAAGGCGCACAUCUCUGGCUCGUUCAAACUCACUGCGAAGUUCGUCGUGGUCAAGGGCAUGCUCCUGCUGUCCACGUUGCAGUGGUCCGUCGCCAACACCGUCGUCCGCCACUGGACGCCCAUCGACCUGUACCUUUACUCGACCGUCUGCGUCGGCGAAGCGCUGGUUUUGGCCGUCACGUACUUCUUUGUGUUUACAGCCCAAGAACCUGACGUGCCCCAUCUCGACUCGGACGCGGCGCCAUUUCGACUUGGGUCCGUCGCUGCAAUAUGGGACUUGUUCGAGUACCCCGUGGGAAAACACGUGACGUACACAGCCGCCUUGUAAAUCAACAACUACCAACGAUGAAAGACGAUGAAAGGUAUAAUAAUAGAAAUCCAAAUAUUUUUUACAAGU